AUGGGGGAUGAGGAAGCCAUGAUUCGUGUACUACUUGUCGACGGCAGCUCCACUUGCCUUUUCAUCUCACAAGCCCUCCUUCGCCAGUGCCAAUACCAUGUGAAUACAGCAGAUGGAGCAAUCACGGCACUUCGAAUUUUACGCAAUAACAAUAGUCGAAUUGACUUAGUAAUAAGUGAAGUCGACUUACCCGACAUGGAUGGAUUUGUUCUGCUCAAGGAAGUGAGCCUCCGAAUGGACAUCCCAGUCGUAUUGGUGUCGUGGGAUGAUAGUAAAGAACGGGUAUUAAAGAGAAUAAUGAAUGGCGCGUGUGAUUAUCUGGUAAAACCCGUGAGAGUCGAGGAGCUGAAAAAUAUAUGGCAGCAUGUGAGGAAGAAGAAGAAUGUUGAUAAUAAUAAUAAUAAUAAUACGAUUGUUAAUCAUGUUGUGGGUGAAUCUCAUGUGGAGAUGAAAGAAGCUUCCAACAAUAAUAAUAUUUGUUUUAAUGAGAACCCAAAUAAUGAUAAAAGGCACAACCGUGGUGAGGUGUUGUCGAAGCAGAAGAAGCCACGUGUCGUCUGGUCACAAGAGCUUCACCGCAAAUUUGUUGUUGCCGUUGAUCAACUAGGAAAAUACAGAAUGCACCUGAAAAGGUCAAACUGCGAGGCCGCGGGCCCACAACAAGCAAACAACGCAUCAUUAUCGUCAGGCGUGUCAUCAUUUAACAUUGCUUAUAAUAAUAAUUAUGAUAAUCAACACAUGCUUAAGGAUGGAAAACGACAAUGUGUUGUAGCUUGUCCAACUUCUUCAAUGGCCAGUCAUCAUCAUCAAGAGAAUGAUAAUCGACGAGUAUGGGUUCAAGGAAUGCCAAUGCCGAUAACAGUGUAUGAUCCAUUUGCUAGUUACACUGAUUGGAGCAUUUCAUUUAGUGAUGAUCGGCUUCUUUAUGACCUUCCUUCUCUUGGCUCGAUUGAUAAUCAGAGUCAACAUGAUUUGGUGCUGCCAGUGCCAGCUACUCGUGAUCCGAAUAGCCACAGCACGAGUUACAGCUUGAUAACGACGUCUCUGGACAUGGACAAGGACAAGCUUCCCACCAGUCACUCUGACAACAAUGUCCAGCUGCCCGAAAUUCAAAUGAAUCAGCAACACCUGAUCAUGGUGCUGCUUCCAGAACCUUCUUCCUUUCAGUCCUGGGAUGAGGAAGCCAUGAUUCGUGUUCUACUUGUCGACGGCAGCUCCACUUGCCUCUUCAUCUUGGAAGCCCUUCUUCGCCAGUGUCGAUACCAUGUGAGUACAGCAGAGGGAGCAAUCACAGCACUUGGAAUUUUACGCGAUAACAACAGUCGAAUUGACUUAGUAAUAAGUGAAGUCGACUUGCCCGACAUGGAUGGAUUUGUUCUACUCAAGGAAGUGAGCCUCCGAAUGGACAUCCUGGUCUGGUGUCGUGGGAUGAUAGUAAAGAACGGGUAUUAA
Striga asiatica is the source of this 1452-nucleotide messenger RNA. Lineage: Eukaryota; Viridiplantae; Streptophyta; Magnoliopsida; Lamiales; Orobanchaceae. The record is from the annotation of a GenBank genome assembly.